ACUUCCCACUUCUUUUUUUCCAGACAUAUUCGCACUUCGCAGUUUGGCCUUUAUCUUACAGUUGACGACUUUACCUCUCUCUUGCCCCCUCUCCCUUUUCCCUCUUUGCAUCUCUGAUUCUUUAGCUUUGAGCAAAACAAAUCUCACUACAGAUGGAUGCAAAGCCCAAACCUGAAGCCGAAACCCUCUCAUCCUCUCAGCAAUGCCGCCACCAUCAUAGCUUUCCAAACCAGCAACCUCACCGUUGUCCCUUGACGCCUCCGACCCCCUCCGCGAUGCCAUUGAGGAGCUCCAACGCCGCCAGCGCACCGAUGUUGUGUGAUUGGGAACCUCAAAGCUUUCUGCUAUCAUUUAAGCUAUUGGGGUUGAGAUUCUGCUUCACAUUUAAGCUGUCUCGCAGAUCGGCCUUCUCUUCGUUGCUCGAUUUUAAGGAUUAUGCCUGGGUUAAAAGGGGAUCACUUUUUCCAUUUAUGGAUUAUAUAGACAGGUUUCAAGACCAGUCUGAACUGGGCAACUGCAAGCCCUGUGAUUUCCAGAUGGCAACUGAGGAGGGAUUUUUGGUGGAUCAAGGGUUUAGUGAGAAGUUGAUAGCAGAUAUAAACAUGGCAGCUGGGAACCCAGUGUAUGAUGAAUCCGUACUUAGAGGAGUUCAAGAGGCUACUGGUUCAAAUCAUGAUCUCGACUAUCAGUUUGUGGACCAGGACAUCUAUUGGAAGAAGAAGGAUGCAAGAGUCUAUGAAGGCUGCGGCUCGGAUCUUAGAAUGCCAAAGAAAAUGAAGGUUUCAACUUCUGGAGGGCAAUUCCUUUGUAAAUCAUGUGCUAAGUUGACAAAACAUGUUUGUGGGAUAUGCAAGAAGUGGAAUCAGCCUGACAGUGGAAGUUGGGUUGUUGAAGGCCCUUAUGACUCUGUGCCUAUUCCUGACGGGGCAGCUCUAUCAGCAUUUCAGUACUUCGAAAACGUCAGAAAUUUCCUUGUGGCUGUGGAGGAAUUGGGGCUUCCAACCUUUGAAGCCUCUGAUUUGGAACAGGGAGGAAAAUCUGCAAGUACAAGGAUUGUCAACUGUGUUCUAGCACUAAAAUCAUAUAGUGACUGGAAAAAAGCAGGCGGAAGUGGAUCAUGGAAAUUUGUUGGAAACUUGAAACCGCCUAUCUCUGGGAAACCCUUUCUGCGAAAAAAUUCUGAACCAUUCAUGAGUUCUUUUACAAGGACCUUAUCAUGGAGUGAAAGAUCGCAAGAUAGUUUCUCCUGUGAAGAUCCCAAUGAAGCAAGUUCUUCUCAUUCCUUACACAAGCUAGCACGUGAAGUUCUUUUGGACAAAAAACAGGAAGAAAUUCCAUUUGUAAAAGCACAUUCCAAAGAUAGCCCUGGCCCUGACUCUGACUCUCCAUCUCUUUCUGAACCUGGUUCUGGUGAUAUCAAGAAUGAAGAGAAAGCUGCGACUGAAAUAAAGAAGGAUGAUUGUUGCAAUCAAACAUAUGACCAUCAAGAGGGAUCAAAAGAAAAAUAUUUAGGAAUUGAAACAUAAUCUAUAUGAUACAAAAGCAGGAAUGAAGUUUCUACAAAUGAAGUACCAGGAGGAUUUCAACAGCUAGGUAUGCACCUGCAUGGUUUGGUUCAUGCAGCAUCAGGAUAGCAGAAAUUUCUUGAAGAACAUCGCCACAGCACAUCGGUCGCUGCUGGAUACAUACGAGACAGUGCAUUUGAACCGCAAUGUUGGGCUGCUCCAGGGAUACAUAUGAUACCAGCUUCUACCUAGGAUUUCCACUUUUGUAAUAUGCAAGUAUAAUUGUAGGUUAUUUCAGGUGUCUUGGACAUUCUAAUCUUCAAAUUCCUCCUUUUGUUUAGAUAGAUCUUUUUCAGAUCAUUCUAGCUCAAGCAUUGAGUAUAGGUAAUCUAAAUUCAUGCUUAUUUAAAUAGUUUGACCUGAAGACAUCUUAGAUGCUAUGGUGUCUACAACAUUAUUAGUACAAACAUUAUGUAACUGUUGACUAGGUUUAGAGUUGGAACUAUGGAUUGUAUUUUGGAUGAUGUUGAUGCAAUGAAACAUAGGCAUCAUUUUGAAUGCUGAUUUUAGUCCAA
Molecule: messenger RNA, 2080 nt
Organism: Rosa chinensis
Lineage: Eukaryota; Viridiplantae; Streptophyta; Magnoliopsida; Rosales; Rosaceae
Product: kinesin-like protein KIN-14I
Exons: 15
Coding region: 153-1526 (457 amino acids)
Biological process (GO): microtubule-based movement
Molecular function (GO): microtubule motor activity
Source: RefSeq, a predicted model, not a curated record